ACAUUUUCAUGAGUAGCCUGAAUGGAACUUACUGUACACCCAUCAUUUACAUGGCUGGUACACGAAAGUUAAUCUCACAGGGGUAGGGUUGGGUUUUGAUUCACGUACAUGUGGCGAAUGGUGACCGUCGAACCAUUCUUCUCACUAUCGGCUUCGAGAAUCACACUGAAAAACGACACGCUAAUAUUUCAACUGGAAUUACAUGAGCAGGAUGGCUAUAGACGGGACGCUUAUGGUGCUCUGUGUAAUUCUGGGAUCUGGCAUCAGUGUAAAUCCACCAUGGUUCGAGAACAUCACAACAGGUCUUUUCAGAUCUCCUGGUGAUAUUCUCAUCGGAGGAAUUUUCCCAAUUAAUGAACUCACCAGCAACUUGAGCGAACGGGUGAAGCCAGAUGAUAUUCACUGCAACAGGAUCAACUCUUACGGUCUUUCCAUUUCAUUGGUAAUGAAGUACUGCGUGGACGAGAUCAAUGCUAAACCGGAUCUUCUCCCUGGAAUCAAACUUGGCUUUGAGAGCUUCGACACCUGUCAGCAACCGUCCGUCGUCAUAUGGCCUGUGCUACAGUUUCUCACAAAGGAAGCAACCGAGGAAAUGGAUAUCACCUGUAACUACACUGACUACAAGCCUCGAGUUAUAGCUAUCGUAGGCCCCAACAACUCGGAGCUGGUGCCGGUCAUUGGCAAGCUGAUUGGAUUUUUUUUAAUGCCACUAAUUAGCUAUGGAGCCACCAGUGACGUGUUCAGCGACAAAGAGACGUUUCCAUCCUUCAUGCGCACGGUCCCCAGCGAUCGCUGGCAGGCUCUGGCCAUGGUGCAGCUUCUCAAACAGUUCGGGUGGAACUGGGUGUCGGUGGUAGGCAGUGAUGAUGAGUAUGGUCAGAAGGGUCAGCGGCAGUUCUCCAGCAUGGCCAAUGAAGAAUCCAUCUGUGUGGCCUAUCAAGGUUUGAUUCCUGUCUACAGCAACCCAGAGGAAACGAUAAAGGAGAUACUUGAUCGCAUUGUGGAGGCCAAAGUAGGAGUAGUGGUGGUCUUCUCCCUUCCCAAACCAGCCAGAGACUUCUUCACAGAGGUUAUCAAACGUAACAUGACAGGAGUCUGGGUGGCAAGCACAGCGUGGGCUCUGAACGAUGGUGUAUCCAGCCUGCCCGGCAUCAACACUAUAGGCACAGUCGUGGCAUUCGCAGACAUCACUAGACCUCUCGACCUCUUCACCCCUUACGUCCGUGAGCUCUUCACAAAAAUCGAGAAGGAGAGACAAGCGUUAAGCCUUCCGCAGUCAGGCACACCCAUCUCCCCUCUGGACAACCCUUGCCCCGCGUGCAGCCAAGUCACCCAAGCCAACGUGAGCAUGGUGGAGAUAAAUCUAGUCCAACGAUCAGCUUUCAGCGUGUACACUGCUGUCUACUGUGUGGCACAUGCGCUGCAUGACCUUCUUGGAUGCAAUGCCAGCAAUUGUGCUGUGGACCCCAAAACACAAAACGUCUAUCCAUGGCAGUUGUUACAGAAGCUCCGAAACGUUUCCAUGAAUAUAUCAGGGAUCUCGUUUAAGUUUGAUAGUGAAGGUAAUCCAAACUUUGGCUAUGAUAUACUGCAAUGGAACUUUACUGGCAGCACUGUCAACUUUAAGGUGCUUGGAUACUUUUAUCAGAACCUCACGAUUCAGACACACGAAAUAAAAUGGCACACGGCAAAUUCCAAGGUGCCAGCAUCCACUUGCUCCUCAAACUGUGAGGUAGGACAGGUGCGCAGGGUCAAAGGAUUUCACUCCUGCUGUUUUGACUGCAUUGACUGCAAAGAAGGAACUUAUCUCAACAGAACAGAUGACAUCCAGUGUACUUUAUGUCCUGUUGGCAAGUGGUCCACCUUCCGAAGCACACAUUGCGUCUAUCCCGUUUAUACAUACCUGGACUGGCCCCACUUUGAGUCGAUAGGAAUCAUGUUUGGAGGAAUUUUGUUACUCGCAUCACACGCAUGGGUAGGGUUUCAUUUUUUCAGGAACAGAGGAACUUCAAUGGUGAAAAUCGCUGGUGGACCGCUGAGCGGCAUUACCUUGUUGUGCCUGAUGGCACAAUGCGCCAGUCUGGUGCUGUUCCUGGGUCAGCCGAAUGAUAUUGCGUGCCGCCUACAGCAGCCCCUGAACACCUUCUUUCCCUCAGUGGCCCUCUCGGUCAUCCUCAGCAGUUCCAUUCAGAUUGUCUGCGUCACAGAAUUCCCCGAAAAAUGUCCCGAUCACCUGUCAAACCUGCGUGAGCGAGUAAGCUGGUUUGUAGUUCUGGGUUGCUGCGGGGUCCAAGCGGGGCUGUGCGGUUGGUACGUCCAAGAUGGUCCCACCUUAACCCAAUAUGUCGCCAGUUUGGAGGUGAACUACGUGACCAGAUUUCUGCGAUGUCCAGUGGAGCCCUUGUUGAACUUUGGCUUGAUGAUUGGUUUCAACGUGGUGCUGGCACUGCUAUCAUUCAUGUCCACCUUCAUGGCUCUAAAGCCACAUGGACAAUACAACCUGGCCAGAGACAUCACCAUCUCCUCCUUGAUUUAUUGUGUAACGUGGGUGAUGUUCAUCCCCACAUACACAAGUCUAAAUGAUAAGUAUAAGUCUGUCGCUCAAGCCGUAGUCAGUUUAGGGAGUAAUUUUGGCUUGACAGCAACCUAUUUUAUCCCUAAAUGCCAACUGUUAGUCAAACAGCCUGAACUCAACACAGAUGAUCAUUUUCGUACAUUUUUAGAAGGGCCCCCUCCACCUGAAAAUCCACCAGAAACGCCAUCUGAAACAACAACAGAACAAACAACAACAGAGUAAAUCAAGCACAAAACGAUUGCUUAAUUGAUAUUACUAUCAUACAGCUUUGCGUUGUGUUCAAUAUAACACAGCCUUUCUCAUACAUUAUUGCUGAAAAAAAACGCA
This is a messenger RNA of Triplophysa rosa, 2902 nucleotides long. RefSeq names its product taste receptor type 1 member 3. The coding region runs from base 203 to 2797 and encodes 864 amino acids. The transcript is spliced from 9 exons. Gene Ontology annotation, biological process: G protein-coupled receptor signaling pathway; sensory perception of sweet taste; sensory perception of umami taste. Gene Ontology annotation, cellular component: membrane. The record is from RefSeq and is a predicted model, not a curated record. Lineage: Eukaryota; Metazoa; Chordata; Actinopteri; Cypriniformes; Nemacheilidae. Gene Ontology annotation, molecular function: G protein-coupled receptor activity.